GGCGGCCCCGCGGGGCGGGCAGGAAGCGGCGCCGCGCCCGGGGCCGCGUCCCGCCAUGGGGGUGACGGUGGAGGUGCACCGCGUGUACCGGUACCCCUUCGAGCAGGUGGUGGCCAGCUACCUCCGCAAGGUGCAGUCUGAGAUGCAGGAAAUGCGUUGGCUGCAGUCUGCGAAGGGUUUGGCGAAGGCAAGGCGUGAAGGUUGUACCGGAGCAAGGAGAGGGAUGAGAUUUGCUCCUGUGUCAAUAUCCCAGUCCCAUGGAGAAACAUGUCACGGCUGUAGAAACAGUGGAAGAGAAAACAGAUUUGUCUACAGGGAUUAUUUACCGGAGGAGAAUUGCAACGUGCCAGAAUGUAGUUCCUGAAAUUUUGAGAAAGGUCAGUGUCUUAAAAGUGCCCCACAUCUACUUGGAAGAGGAAUCUUGGCUUAAUAUGCAGAAAAGAAACAUGGCUAUGAAAACUCGUUGCCUCACGUGGACACAGUAUGCGUCUCUGAGUGAGGAGUCUGUCUUCAGAGAGAGCUUGGAGAAUCCGAACUGGACAGACUUCACACAAAAAGGCAGAAUAUCAGUUACGGGGGCGGGUUUGCUCAACUGUGUGCUGGAAGCUUUCGCUCAAUCGUUUUUAAAACAAGGUGUGAAGAAGGGUAUUAAAAUAAUGGAGACACUUCUUCAGGAGCAGUGUGGGUGAUUGUACUCUUAAUGAGCAGCUGAGAAAAUGCAUUUGUGUUGAGUUUCCUUGGAACCGUGUAUCUUCAUUGCCAUCGGGAUGCCAUGGCUGUUGACUGAACUUUACUGGUACCAUUUUAACCGAAGAACGAGCAUUUUAUAUGCACAGCUGGGAAAAAAGAUGACCGCAGACUGCAGAUCUGUUACAAAAGAUUAAGGAAUCAUACUACUUCAGGGAAUGUUGAUCAUGAAAAUCACAGGGGAACAAGUGCAAGCUUGGAAGCAGCAUCUUCUUGUGAAUUGGUGCUAUAAUCUCUAGAGACUGAGAGUUUGGUAAGGGAACAUGGGAACAUAGAGCAACAAACCAAAAAUAGCCCUCGUUGCUAUGAAGACACCCUUGUCUAACCGUGUCUUACCAAGGGAGGUGCAAGCACGCCCCGUGCGCUGUUUAUUUCACAGCUUAAUCCUGUGGGGUAGGGGCUUCAUUCUGCAGAGAUGGAGCUGAGCUGUAGCAGCGGAGCAGGGUUGCUGGUUCCCGCUUGAGUCACUCGUUACUGCAGUUCUGAUUGCUGUGUUGGAGAUAUUUGGUUAUUAUACCCCUGCCGGCACGAUUAUUUUCAGCUGUAAAGAUAUGCCUCAAUACAAGUUUUGCAUAUAUUUGAA
This is a messenger RNA of Phalacrocorax carbo (great cormorant), 1330 nucleotides long. The record is from RefSeq and is a predicted model, not a curated record. NCBI's taxonomy places the organism in Eukaryota, Metazoa, Chordata, Aves, Suliformes, Phalacrocoracidae.